AUGAUUUUAACAAAAUCCCGAGCAAAGUCAUUGCGCAAAACUGGCAGCUCGAAGUUCGAAGGAUUUAUUGUAGGAGGAAGGUUUGCUAACAUUGAGGACCAUCCACAUUCAGCGUAUUUAUCUAUUCAGUGCCUUCAAGAAACGUUCGAGGAAUUUGCUUGCGGAGGGUCAAUUUUGAACCAGGUGAUGUUACUAUCAGCGGCGCAUUGUUUCGCCGACUGCAGGCCCGGUACUAAGAUAACAGUAGCCGUGGGUGAUGCGAACAAAAACCGUAGAAAGUUCUUCGAGGUGACCACUUUUACCGUCCAUCCUCAAUACGAUAAUUUGGUGAUGAAAAACGACAUUGCCUUGGCCAUGCUGGCAAAACCAUUGGUGUUCAGCCAAGCAGUAAAAAGAGUUAUUCUAAGCCAAGUCAGUAUCUACGACCAACCAGCUAUGCAGGCUGGAUGGGGUGUCACAGAUGAAAAACGUAACACAAAUACGAUAUUCUUAAAGACCACGAGGCAAAAAGUGUAUUCACGAAAUGAGUGCAAAUUCAUAUUGCCGCAUUUGGAUCUUGGGUUCAUUUGUGGAACCGGAUACAAAAAAGAAACGGACUUCGGCUACGCUGCGGUGGGUGACUCCGGCAGCGCUUUGGUAGUCCGUGGGUACAUCCAAAUUGGCAUUGUAUCUCAUAAGAUAACGCGUGUGUCGACGAGUCUUAUUAUCUACACAGAAGUACCGUAUUUCUACAAAUGGAUUUUGGCUGCCACUAAAACUCUUUUUUGUACAUAAUCAAUGAAAUAAUAUUGUCGUCUAUCAAAUUAUAGUAUUCAUAUAAGGCUACCAUUUUUAUAUUAUCGAUAAAAAAAUUAUUGUUA
This is a messenger RNA of Hyposmocoma kahamanoa, 860 nucleotides long. Its product is annotated as serine protease 52-like. The transcript has 3 exons. Gene Ontology annotation, biological process: proteolysis. Gene Ontology annotation, molecular function: serine-type endopeptidase activity. Lineage: Eukaryota; Metazoa; Arthropoda; Insecta; Lepidoptera; Cosmopterigidae. The record is from RefSeq and is a predicted model, not a curated record. The coding region runs from base 1 to 774 and encodes 257 amino acids.